Molecule: messenger RNA, 2075 nt
Organism: Ruditapes philippinarum (Manila clam)
Lineage: Eukaryota; Metazoa; Mollusca; Bivalvia; Venerida; Veneridae
Exons: 1
Coding region: 13-1323 (436 amino acids)
Source: RefSeq, a predicted model, not a curated record
GUAAAAGAUGAGAUGAAAGCUAUUUCUAAAAACCAUGAUGACGUAAUAAAGGCGAUUCAUCAAUUCAGAAAAGAAAUAAAUAAACGUCUAGAUGAAAUGGAAAAACAUGUGGUCAAAGAAGCUGACAACAUACUUCUUAAACAACAAACGAAACUUAAUGAUUUAUCAACAGGUGUACAAGAAAUCACAGAUAAACUGACUGAAAAACGAAAACGCAUUGAUAACCUGAUACAAAGAAAAUGCCUUGAUAAGCUGUUUGUUGAAAUGAAAGAAACAAAGAAACGAGUUGAAGAAAUGAGGAUGAAGCAAAAACAAUAUAGUCGAGUAGAUGUUUUCCAGACUGUAUCAUUUGUCAAAAACAGUGAUAUUUUCGAUAUGUUAGAUAGACAUAAGCAACUUGGAGAACUUAUUACAAAGAAAACAUCCAUGGUUGAAAAUGUUCCAGUGAUGAAACCUACAUCAACACCGUCUGAGGAUAAGACGCUAAAUCUUGAGGUUUUUGAAGAUAUAGAUAUGAAUUCUUCAUCGGGAAAUACAGAAUGUUACAUAACCGGGAUAGAAGUCCUCAAGCCCGACAAGAUAGUUAUGUGUGAUAACAGCGGCAAUAAAAAUGUUAAAUGCUAUGAUACAGUACAGAAGAAAGUUGUAUCAGAGAUAAAAUUAACUGAGUCACCGUUUGAUGUUGCAGCUAUAACGGAUGAUAAGUUCGUCGUUACUGUAACUGAUGAGAGAAGUAUUCAUUUCAUGUCGCUAAGAAAUCAACGCAUAGUUUUUGAUCGUAAGAUGAAUAUCAACGAGAACUGUUUUGGUAUUGCUUACAGCCAAGAUAAGCUUGUUGUGUCAUGUAAUUUUGAUCCAGGAAAAGUUCUAGUUCUUGACCUACAAGGUAAAAUAUUGCAAGAGUUUAGUGGAGAUAAGAGUCUGUUCUGCUUUCCCCUGUAUGUCACGGUGAAUACAGCUGGAACGUCUAUAUAUGUUAGUGACUAUAGUUAUACUGUGAAUGCUGUAAAACAACUAGACUGGCAGGGAAACGUUAUAAAUACCUAUCAACCAGCACAGGGAGGAAGCUAUCUACGAGGUAUUUGUGAAUUAGAUGAUGGUACAUUUCUUGUUUGUUUGCUUCAAGAUAGUGACGAUAAUUUGCCAAGAGUAUCAGACAGCUGUAAGCCGUGUAAGAUAACGAUAAACCAGAAACUUGGUAGUUGGUACCCGGAAGCAGUGGCAUACUGUAAGAAAUCUAGAAAACUUUAUGUGUCUUAUUGUGAAACAGGGCGUUAUGAUCCAAAACAUCGGAUAAAAAUCUUUAAGGUUGAUUGGUGUUAAGUUAUAUCAUGAUGAACAUUAUACAUUCAGUUUGAACUUAGACAUGUUUCGAUGUAACAGUUGAAAACAAAAACAUUAUAGAGUUAUUGUUCAAAAUGAUGUUUAUAUGAUAAUGUCUUUUGAAAUCCAAAUUGUGGGCUCGAAAAUAUUCUGUCAAUAUUUUUAGUCAAUUAUGUACUUUUAUUUUGGGAAUGAUUUCAAUACAUACUAAGUCUUUAAUUUAAAUGUUAAAGACGGUGUGUAAAUAAUGUUUAUCAGUCGAUUAGAAAUUUUACUUAUGAAGAAUUCCUGACCCAAUUCUCUUUAGUGAUUGAUUUAAAUUCCAAAAGAGUUAUAUUUAGAAGUUGAAUAUAAUAAAUUGUUUCCCAUUUCAUUUUCUAACCUUCGUUUUUACUUUACUGUAUAAAUUCCCUUAUGUUGACAUACGUUAACUUAAACGUAUAUUAUUCACAAAAAUAUAUUCCGUCAGUAAUAAAAAGUCUUCUUAAUAUCCAAGGGUAUAUAGUGACUGAACCAGUGAAAGUCAAUAUAAGUUCAUGUUUUGUCAUAACUCCUUUCAAUUAUAUUAUUUUCUUUUCAUGAACGAUACAUAACUUCACGUUCAAUUUACAAAAAGAGUGGACCAUUACCCUGUUCACCAUAUCAACUCGCACGUACACAUAUUUUGUAUAAAGAUAUAAAAAACUAAUCAAUGGUUAAACAAAUUUAUCAUUUCAUUAAUAUGUACAACUGUUACAUAUGUGAUUAAGCUU